AGUGCAUCCCCAUCCCCCACUCUCCAGCGUCUGUGGCGGUUCUCAGUGUCUCGCUUGGCCCACUCCACGCAGCUCCUCCGACCGCCAGCCGUUCCCGCCGCGACCCCGAGGCCGAGAGAAUCCACGACGAGUCUCCUGCACACCCACGGUGGAACGUGAAGUUUGUUGUCUCCGAGCGAGUGACGCCGAUUUGCAUAUCCACUCCCACUCCUUCCUCAUUUGCAUACAGCAAGAAAUGGCGAGCGGGCAUCCCACAGACAAAUUCAGUUUCAUGUAUCAACCAGACACGCACAAGAGCAAAAACAGGUUGUCUGCAGCCAUGAAUCCUGUCUACAGCCCUGUCCAGCCUGGCGCCCCCUAUGGAAACCCCAAAAACAUGGCCUUUGCAGGCUAUCCAGGGGGUUAUCCGACUACGGCACCCACAUAUACGCCAAACCUCUAUCAAACAGGAAGUCCUGGGUAUCCACCUGGAUAUACUGCAGCGGGCACCCCUUACAAGGUGCCCCCGACUCAGUCUAAUGGAGCCCCUCCUCCCUACACCCCCACCCCUACCCCGUACCCGACGGCUAUGUACCCCAUCCGCAGUGCCUACCCACAGCAGAACUUGUACACGCAGGGUGCGUACUACACCCAGCCCGUGUACGCAGCUCAGCCGCACGUGAUCCACCACACCACCGUGGUGCAGCCAAACAGCAUUCCCUCCACGGCCCUCUACCCGGCCCCGGUCCCUGUACCUGCUCCUCGCAACAACGGCAUGGCUGCCAUGGGGAUGGUCGCCGGGACAACCAUGGCCAUGAGUGCAGGGACCCUGCUGACAACGCCUCAGCACGCCCAGAUCGGCGCGCACCCCGUGACCGUGCCCACCUACAGGCCCCAGGGGACCCCCGGGUACAGCUACGUGCCACCCCACUGGUAGAGCCCACCCACUAAUCUCUGGAGUCCACCGUCAUAUGCAACUGCUCCCGGUAACCAUGGGAACUCUGCACCCUGUCUGCAGAACAAAACCUAAAGUGCAACAGCCACUUUAAUAUCACUCUAACAUUUUUACAAAAGCUGCUUUUAUUUUUUUGAAUUCUUUUUUUUUUCUCUCUCUCUCUCUCUCUGUUCAUUUGCCAACCGGUCAUUACCUUCUUUUUAUUAUUUUUUUUUAGGACUUUUUUCCCCCAACCCCCUCCUUUCUUUUGUUGUCUUUCAUUGGAACUCCAGAAGGACGCCGGACCAAUUCCGGGUGUUGGUCAGUCCUGUGUGUGUUGAUGUGCGUGCGUGUGUGUGUGUGUGUGUGUGUGUGUGUGUGUGUGAGGUUCCUGCCUGCUGCUCAGUGGGCUGGAAAGUAUCGUGCACUUAUUCCUCAACAUCAUCUCCAUCAGUCCUUGCAAAGACUUACUGACUUAUGCUGCCAAAUUUUCGAACAGCACAGUUUUAAACACCAAUUUUUUUGUAUUUAGUUUCACGCAGGUUGCUUUUCUUUCUUUUUUUUUAAGUGUUUCCUUUGUCUUGUUUCACAUUUUCAUUUGUUUUCCCCCCUCCACUUUGAAUCCUACCUAUCUGGUCUUCCAGCACCUCACCGUCUUUCUGUUUCCUCGCGUGUGUUCUAUAUCGCACUUACCGCACAAGUACGCAGGACGCCACAUACUAUGCAGGCUAGUAUGUCGUGACACUGCAUGCUUCUUUUUUUUUUAAUGUAUUAAUCGUCGGUCAACGCGUUCGGUUAGAACACUCCCAAUGACGUGUUGUCUCACGCAGGGGCUCCUGUGGUGGGCAUAAACAGGGACCGCCUAGUGGCACUUACUCCACAGAAGUUACCGCAAAAUCCACGUAUUUGUAGGCGUAGAAGGCGGGGGGAAAGGGGAGUUAUAAAAGGGAUCGGGCUGGAAGUGAAGACGUCGGGCUGCGUGCGCCCGGGUGAGAACCAAUAACCGAGCUUUUUCCCACCAAAAAAAAAAUAAAAAAUGCACAUUGACGCGGGCCGGCGUGCGUCGGUUUAUGCCAAACUAGCCGCACAAAACAUCCACCUCAGUCAAACAUAAGGAGUUGCGAUUAAUCACAAAAAUAUUGCAUUAAUUAUGUAGCAACACAGAUUUAUUUUGACUUCUAAUCCAGAGUUUUUUACUUACUCAACAACAGAUAUCAAAUAUUAACAUCUUCCUCUUGGUUUUAAUGGUAUUCAGUAGAGAUGUCCGAUAAUAUCGGUCGGCCGAUAAAUGCGUUAAAAUGUAAUAUCGGAAAUUAUUGGUAUCGUUUUUUUUAUUAUCAGUAUCGUUUUUUUUUGUUUUUUUUAAUUUUUUAAUUUAAUUUUUUAAUUAAAUCCACAUAAAAAACACAAGAUACACUUACAAUUAGUGCACCAACCCAAAAAACCUCCCUCCCCCAUUUACACUCAUUCACACAAAAGGGUUGUUUCUUUCUGUUAUUAAUAUUCUGCUUCCUACAUUAUAUAUCAAUAUAUAUCAAUACAGUCUGCAAGGGAUACAGUCCGUAAGCACACAUGAUUGUGCGUGCUGCUGCUCCACUAAUAAUACUAACCUUUAAUGGUUUUAAUGGUAUUCAGUAGAGAUGUCCGAUAAUAUCGGUCGGCCGAUAAAUGCGUUAAAAUGUAAUAUCGGAAAUUAUUGGUAUCGGUUUUUUUAUUAUCAGUAUCGUUUUUUUUUUUGUUUGUUUUUUUUAAAAUUAUUAAAUCCACAUAAAAAACACAAGAUACACUUACAAUUAGUGCACCAACCCAAAAAACCUCCCUCCCCCAUUUACACUCAUUCACACAAAAGGGUUGUUUCCUUCUAUUAUUAAUAUUCUGCUUCCUACAUUAUAUAUCAAUACAGUCUGCAAGGGAUACAGUCCGUAAGCACACAUGAUUGUGCGUGCUGCUGGUCCACUAAUAAUACUAACCUUUAACAGUUAAUUUUACAAAUUUUCAUUCAUUACUAGUUUCUAUGUAACUGUUUUUAUAUUGUUUUACUUUCUUUUUUAUUCAAAGAAAAUGUUUUUAAUUUAUUUAUCUUAUUUUAUUUUAUAAUUUUUUUUUUAAAAGUACCUUAUCUUCACCAUACCUGGUUGUCCAAAUUAGGCAUAAUAAUGUGUUAAUUCCACGACUGUAUAUAUCGGUUGAUAUCGGUAUCAGUUGAUAUCGGUAUCGGUAAUUAAACAGUUGGACAAUAUCGGAAUAUCGGCAAAAAGCCAUUAUCGGACAUCCCUAGUUUAGAUUUUAAAAAAUUAUUUUUGACAUUAAUUUGCGCAAAUCAAUUAUUUACAUUCAAAUAAAACAUUAAAAAAGUGUAAAUAAAAUUGCAUUUGCGUGAAAAUAUCGGGCUCCUUUUUAGCUUAAUUUCAAUUAUGUAAGCUCGUGAUUUACCGUGAUUAACCACGAUUCAUUAAAAGUGUGAUUAAUCUGAUUUAAAAAAUAAUAAUUUGACAGUGCUGAUAUUUUUUUUAAAAAACGACAGUAAUAUGAAAUGCGAAACUUUAUUUUUUUUUUCUUAAAGUGACACACAUCGAGGGACAAAGUAUCACUCCUUGUGUUUCAUUAUGCAUAUCACAAUUAUGACACAUUUUUCAUUCUUUUUUGAAUGUUUAUGGAAAAAAAAACACGUACCAAAAGAUGAUUUUGAAGAAGAAAAAACAGGAGAUGCCAUACUUGCUUAACGACAUCUUUAUUUCGAGUAAGCGUUUAGCAAAUCUCUGGUUAUUGGUUCUCGGCUUGGGGACAAAGUUAAAGUUUGGCAUUUUCAGGAGUUUUUGGGGGAAAAAAACUUCAAGUGGGGGCCGGGCUUUGUAAUAAAAAGCAUUUACAGCAGAAGUAUGUCGAUAAGGUGGCUUGAUAUUGCAAUAAAAUAUGAGGGAAUGCCUCAAACUCUCUUUAAAAAAAGAAGAAAAAAAAAAAAAGAUUCCAGGCUCUAUAAGCAGCCGCAUUAAUAACCAUUACACGUAAGAGUAGAACAUAUCGACAAUUUGGAUAUGGAAUAACUGUGUGAGGCACAAAAAUAGCCAAAAUAAACAACUAUAACGUAAUGCUAAGCAAGCAGGUACCUAAGCUUUUUAGUAACGCUAUUCAUAUUGUAAUGACACAUUAUUAAAAAAAGUGUUUGAGGUUUGUACACUAGAGCAAUAAUGCUCCAAAAUAUUGCUGUCGGAGGAAAACGCAUCUAUUUUUUUUAUUCACCUUUCUUUAGUUUACGUGCCUGAAUUUCAAAGUAAAACAUUUGAAACCCCCACUUAAAAAAAAAAAAAAAUAAAAUAGAUUUUUCUUUCGACAGCAGUAAUGUUAUUAGUCUUAAGAUUUAUUUAACCGACAGUAUUUUUCCUUUUGUUCACUCCGGUCAAGUCGGCAUAAUGGUAAUAUUCAGGUGUCUCACUAUAGCGUCGGAUAUGUUAAGUUUAGGUAAAAAAAAAAAGCAACAAAAAAAAAAAGCAGUAUAUUUAAACAGCAAGUGGUACAGUUAUGUAUUUCUAGCUAAGCAUGGUUGCAUCAUUGUGGCAGCUACUGUUUGUGCUUUAGAUAUUUCAUUUCAGCUCCUUUUUCCUUUCUGUCGUGUGUUCUGUCAUCCGGGGCGGGGGCGAGGCGUAGCUCGGGGUCUGGGUCGAGUUUUUGCCUCCGUGGCGACGUGAGGAGAAAGAGACGAUGCACUAUUAUCUGCUCACAGGUGCUUGUUUGAGCACACCGCGGCUCGCCGUUGGGCGAGUGAGCUGGAGACACACGCAGGAUUCUCACAGGCAUGAGGUAAAAACUCCCCCCCCGAAUGAGAACGUGGAGUGAGUGGGUGAGCAUGUUUGACUUGUCUCCUUUGUGCCAUAAUUCACUGUUGUUCAGUAGCGCUUUUUUCGUCUCCUAGGUAACCGGUGAACUCUUGUUGUCGCGUCUUGCUUCCUGUGAAUCUCGUUUUUGUACGACUGUCCUUUUUGAUUGAUUAACGGUUUCCUCCUUUCUAUUCGGCCUCACCAACGCAGAAUGACCACUCUCUCUCUCCCCUUUUCAUUCCAACGCUCGCCUCUUAAUAUUCAGCCCCGACUUUUGAAAUCCUCACUGCUAGUUUUGACACAAGUAUGGAAAAGAAAGGCAAAUAAAUGCUACUAAUUGGGGGUGUGAAUCCAUGCGAUUUCGGUUCCUGGUGUGACGAUUCUCGAACCAAAGCGCUUCUCGAUUCAAACCGAUUCUCACAAUGUACUAUUUGGUCAAAGAAUUAUAAUGAAACUUUUUCAAAACAGGUUGCAGGCUAGAAAAACUUCUUCUUUUUUUUUUUAUUUACAUUUUUUUCCAGACAAAAAAUAUAUAUUUUUUAAGAAUCCUUAAAAAAAAAAAAAAAAAAAAAAGUUUUUUUAAUCGAUUUUUGAAAUAUAUAAAUCGAUUUGGAAUCGGGAUUAAGACUGCAUUUGUUUUAUUUUUAUUUUUUUCAAACAAAAAAUAUAUUUUUUAAGAAUCCUUAAAAAAGAAAAAAAACAUUUUUUUUUUAUCGAUUAUUGAAAAAUAUACAUCGAUUUAAAAUCGGGAAUAAUACUGCAUUAUUAUUAUUUUUUUUUUUUUUUUCCCCAGACAAAAAUUUGUAUUUUUUAAGAAUCCUUAAAAAAAAAUUUUUUAUCGAUUUUUGAAAAAUACAAAUCGAUUUAGAAUCGGGAUUAAUACUGCUCCCCCCCAGGCAAAAAAACAUAUUUUUUAAGAUUCCUUAAAAAAACAAUUUUUUUUAACCGAUUUUAAAAAAAGAUAAAUCGAUUUGGAAUCGGGAUUAAGACUGCAUUUGUAUUAUUUUAUUUUUUUCAAACAAAAAAUAUAUUUUUUAAGAAUCCUUAAAAAAGAAAAAAAACAUUGUUUUUUAUCGAUUAUUGAAAAAUAUACAUCGAUUUAAAAUCGGAAAUAAUACUGCAUUAUUGUCUUUUAUUUUUUAUUUUUUCCCCAGACAAAAUUUUUAUUUUUUAAGAAUCCUUAAAAAAAAAAAUUUUUUAUCGAUUUUUGAAAAAUACAAAUCGAUUUAGAAUCGGGAUUAAUAAUGCAUUUUUAUUUUUUUUAUUUUUUUUCCCCCAGGCAAAAAAAACAUUUUUUGAGAUUCGUAAAAAAAAACUUUUUUUUUUAACCAAUUUAAAAAUAUAAAUCGAUUUGGAAUCGGGAUUAAGACUGCAUUUUUUUUUUUUUUUUCAAACAAAAAUCUUUUUUAAGAAUCCUUAAAAAAAAAAAAAGGAUAUUUUUUUCAAUUGAUUUUUGAAAAAUAUAAAUCGAUUUAAAAUCAGGAUUAAUACUGCAUUAUUUUUUGUAAUUUUUUUUUUUCCAGACGAAAAAACAUAUUUUUUAAGAUUCCUUAAAAAAAACUAAUUAAUUUUUUGAACCGAUUUUUAAAAAACUAUUACGGGAAAACUGCUUUUUUUUUUUUCCCAGACCAAAAAAUAUAUUUUUUAAGAAUCCUUAAAAAAAACAUUUUUUUUUAAUUUUUAAUAAUCGAUUUUUGCAAAAAAAAUCGAUUUAGAAUCGGGAUUAAUAGGAAUAGCAAUUCGGAUGUGAAUUGAUUAUUAUACUUAGUAUAAUAAUCGUAAGAAAAAAUAAUGAAGCGCCUUUUGGUUGUAAGUUUAUUCUUAAAAAAAAUAAUUAUUUAGUUUAAAUUAAGAAUGAAAAAAAAAAAAUUACGUAUUUGACCAAAAACUUUUUUUUUUUUUUUAAAAGGUAUUCUUCUUAAAAAAUAUUUUUUUACAUUAAUCGAUUUUUGAAAAUUACGAAUUCCUUUAGAAUCAGAAUAAAUCAGAAUCGCAAUUCAGGUGUGCACCACUACUACUGAUACAGGUGGUCCUAGAGUUUUAAACCAGUUCCAGUCAGGUACGGAAACCGUAACUGUUAAGGAAAUAAGAAUAACAAGUUGCAUAAUUAUUUGAAGACCGAAUUAACCUAUUUGCGUUAUUUGCAUUAUGGCCAAAAAUCCAUAAAAUGGUUGCACCGUUUUAUACCCCGCAGGGUACAAAGCGUAGGUAAAAAAAGUAGCGGCUUAUAGUCCGGAAUUUAGGGUAAACUAAUAACCAGUUAUUACCACCGAAACACACAAAAGUACCGAAAAUUGGUAUUUGUUCUCAUGUAAAAGGAAACAAUUUUUAACUGAAGUUAAAUUUGUCCUUUCACGCGCAAAUUGGAGCAAAGUUAGGUUUUAAUGCGAGACCACGGACCACCUGUGCACCUACAAAAUAAAAUAUUAACCAACAACCUUUUGUUAGUGUGUCAGAAUAAAACCUCAAGUGUAGUGUUGUAACUCAUAUAUUUAAUAUUGUGGUUCUACUUCUCAGUGUCGCACCGACUUUUGCCCGUUACCCCACCGAGCCAAUUCACACACAAAAAACCCCCACCAGGUGUUGAAAAAAGAUUGGAUGCAGCGAGCCACAAACGUGUGAACAUUAGAAUUAGACUUCUGGAGCACUGAAGGUGUUUUCUAGAAACCUUCAGUCCUUAAGACGAGCUUUGUGGUGCUUAUUGAUUUUAUUGGGAGCAUUCUCUCACAGCACACCGUUAGCAGUCACUCUCCAUUCCUCGCCGCUCCAUUUCAAUUAGCACUUCAAGUGGAAAUGGGCGGUGAAACACAUCAAUGUGUUGAUUCCGACUUUUUUUUUUAAACAUUUUUUUCACUUUAUUUAGCCAAAAUGCGACCAAACACACCUCUUUUCUUCUUCUUCUUCUUCUUCUUGCAUUCUUCCAUGUUCAAGCACGGUCAGCGUAUAAACCUCCCCCAAUUAAAUUGGAAUUUUAUUUUGAAAUACAAACAAUACAUUUGAAAAAUAAAGUGUUCUUUGUGCGAAAAUACUCAUAACGUGGUUUGCACAGAUAAAUACAUAAAUAAAAUGAUCAGGUUUGUAUUGUAUUUCAAAAAAAUACAAAUGCAACAAAUAAUUGUACUGCUUAUGUGAUUCAUCACAAAAAAGUGUGUCAUUAUCAUGUAUAAACACAGAUUAAUCACGCAAUUUAUUUUGAGCGCACAGGUUAAAACUGUUUUAAGCAAAUAAAUUAAUACAAAUAAUAAUGCAUUUCGGGACCAGGUUGAAAAUAUAUUUUUUAGGAAUCCUUAAAAAAAUAUAAAAACGUUUUUUUUAAUCGAUUAUUAAAAAAUAUACAUCGAUUUAAAAUCGGGAUUAAUACUGCAUUAUUAUUUUUUAUUUUUUCCCCAGACAAAAAAAUUUAUUUUUUAAGAAUCCUUAAAAAAAAAUUUUUAUCGAUUUUUGAAAAAUAUAAAUUGAUUUAGAAUCGGGAUUAAUAAUGCAUUUUUAAUUUUUUUUUUCCAAACAAAAAAACAUAUUUUUUGAGAUUCCUUAAAAAAAAAAACUAAUUUUUUUUUACCGAUUUAAAAAAAAAAAUUGGAAUUGGGAUUAAGACUGCAUUUUUUAAAUUUUUUUCAAACAAAAAAUAUAUUUUUUAAGAAUCCUUAAAAAACAACAUUUUUUUAAUCGAUUUUUGAAAAAUAUAAAUUGAUUUAAAAUCGGGAUUAAUACCGCAUUAUCUUUUUUUUUUUUUUCCCAGACAAAAAAUUUAUUUUUUAAGAAUCCUUAAAAAAAAUGUUUUAUCGAUUUUUGAAAAAUAUAAAUCGAUUUAGAAUCGGGAUUAAUAAUGCAUUUUUUAUUUUAUUUUUCCCAGACAAAAAAAAAAUUUUUUAAGAUUCCUUCCAUGAUUUAAAAAAUAUAUUAUUCGAUUUGGGAAUUGGGAUUAAGACUGCAUUUUUAAAAAAAAUUUCAAACAAAAAAUAUAUUUUUUAAGAAUCCUUCAAAAAAACAACAUUUUUUUAAUCGAUUUUUGAAAAAUAUAAAUCGAUUUAAAAUCGGGAUUAAUACCGCAUUAUUUUCUUUUCUUUUUUCACCAGACCAAAAAAAUUAUUUCUUAAGAAUCCUUAAAAAAAUAAUAUAUUUUUUAUCGAUUUUUGAAAAACAUAAAUCGAUUUAUUAUCGGGAUUAAUAAUGCAAACCAAAUUAACCAAAUAAAUGAAUAAAAAUAAUAAUGCAUUUCGGGACCCUCUUGAAAAGGAGAUGCUGCAUCUCAUGGGGAUACCCCAAAAUAAUAAAUAAAUAAAUAUAAAAAAUUAAAGUAAAACAUAAAAUUGUACUGCUUAUGUGAUUAAUCACAAAAAAACUGGCAUUAUCUCGUAUAAACGCAGAUUAAUCACCCAAUUUAUUUUGAGCGCACAGGUUAAAACGGUUCUAACCAAAUAAAUGAAUAAAAAUAAUAAUACAUUUCGGGACCCUCUUGAAAAGGAGAUGCUGCAUCUCAUUGGGGAUACCCCAAAAUAAUAAAUAAAUGCAAAUAAAAAUUAAAGUAAAACAUUUUAAAAAAUGUUCCUGGAUGACAUUUGGACAAUAAAAUCUAUUUUGUGUCAAAAUUUUGGGGUCUUUUUUUAACCUCUUAAGGCCCAAGCUGUUUGUUUACAUGCUUUUUUUUCAUUUCUCUUUGCUAUUUGGGCUUAUUAGACCCUAAUUAGAAUAAACACUAAGACUCAUCUUUUAAUAUGAUGUACUUAGUCCAUAAGUACACAACCGCGUACUUCACUAUGCUAAUUUUUAUUUUUACCCUUUUUUUCUUCCAAAUUCCAUUGUAUGUUAUACUCUUCUGACACCACCAGAUGGCAGUACAAGUGUCCACAUAAGUGGCCAUAAGACCCCAAUUUAGCAGUGUACACAAUUUUGGAAAUAAGAGCUAAAAGGUGCUGUCCACGCAUGUGGCCACGAAGGCCUUAAAGUUACUUUAAAUGAUGUACGCAAAUAAUUUGCUGUGAUUAAUCACAAUUAAUCUAAAUAUGUAAGUGCGAUCAUAUUUUGGGUUCUUAUGGCUGUGUUUUUUUUUGUUUAAACAAAGUACAAAAUGAUGUAGGUAUCAAUUUUUUGACUCAUAAAGAGGAGCGGUUAAUUUUUCAACUUAAGUCUUUGUACUGCAUUUCAAAAUAAAAUUCCAAUAUACCGUUGUCUUUUCUGUUUGUUUCCUAUUCCUAAAACGAAAAUAAAAAAAGAUCCGCUGACCAAGCGUCCCUUCUUCCUUUUUUAUUUGCAGACACUAAGUCUUACUUUCUUCUUUUCCUAAAAAAUAAAAGCACUACAACGGCAAGGAUCAGUAGGCUCUUAAAUGUGCAGCGUUUUUUUUGUUGUUGUUUUUUUUUCUCCCAUCUCCGCUGUCAGAAAUAAGUCUUGGUUGAAUUAGACACGAAAUGCGAUGCAAAAAGUGCAACUUCCUCGUCUUCCAAAAACAAAAAGCAUACACAUGUACUUUUGACCCCAUCACCUGCGGGAUGAAGUAUCGGGAACAUUUUGCAACUUUUACUUUGGUACCCAGUUUGCACAUGCUAUGAUAUUUACCGUGUUUGGAAAUCGAAGCCCAACGUUUGUUCAGCGUUGAGAGAAGUGAAUUGUUUGUUAGCUAUUUGGUCCCCAGUGAAGGACCCGCGUCAGGCUUGUGAUAUGAAGUGUAAAUCUGUUUUAUUUUAUUCUUUUUUUUAUGUUCUUCUUUUUUUCCUAAUAAGAUCAGUUAGUGAUCUUAGUACUAUAACUAAGCCAAGUUUGUAAUUGUAUAUUUACUGUAAAAUGUAGAACAUUGAAUAAUUAUUAAAAUUUUCCUAUAAAAGGAAGACGUG
Molecule: messenger RNA, 10559 nt
Organism: Entelurus aequoreus (snake pipefish)
Lineage: Eukaryota; Metazoa; Chordata; Actinopteri; Syngnathiformes; Syngnathidae
Product: protein FAM168A-like
Exons: 8
Coding region: 236-916 (226 amino acids)
Biological process (GO): positive regulation of base-excision repair
Source: RefSeq, a predicted model, not a curated record